This is a messenger RNA of Loa loa (African eye worm), 1111 nucleotides long. RefSeq lists its product as hypothetical. The record is from RefSeq and is a predicted model, not a curated record. The annotation marks the transcript as partial. NCBI's taxonomy places the organism in Eukaryota, Metazoa, Nematoda, Chromadorea, Rhabditida, Onchocercidae. The transcript is spliced from 5 exons.
AGAUGAGUUUUUGCGAUAAUCUGCAGAGGCAUGAUAAUUCAAAAUGGGGAAGGACUUCUGUUGGAACAUUGAAUUUGGAUGAAAUGAAUAAUGUUAAAGUGGAAUCACAAAAUGCUCCACGACUAAAUAUGAACCAUGGAUUUAUGAAAAGUAUUGUGAGAAAUCAAAUUGACAGGGAUGAAUAUGAUAAAUUGGCAUCAGAAAGAAGGGUCACAUCUUCGUAUCGCCAUCUAGAGAGGCCUAGGAAAACGUGUGAUCCACUGUAUAUACCUCCUCAUCUGCGUAACAUUACUGUGAAAAUUACGAAGAAUGAAGAAGAUUCUCACAUGAAGGAUGAGAAGGAAGAACUGCGUAAAGAAAUUAGACGACGUCUAAUAGAACAGAUGACAAAAGAAGAGCAUGAGAGAUUACAAAUGACUACAGAAACAGUGAUUCCGAGUCCGACUUUAAUGAAACAGAAUACAGACACAAGGAGACGUUCUGAUCUUGCUGCUAUUGUUGCAACACCUGCGCGAAAUGAACCGCUUUUCAAACUUAAUAUUCGUGGUCAGGAUGGUAAUCCAAUUGAGCAGAUUGUUCACGCAAAUGAUAACAGUGCACGUGUUGCCAAAGCUUUAACAAGACAACUUGAACUUACUGAUGAUCAGUGCCGUUUGCUACGAAAUCGAAUUGACGAAGAAUUGAAAAAACGUCUGGAAGUUUAAAAUAUCAGCCCUUAAUCAUGGCCGCACUGCAGUACCUCAGAAACCAGUGCUUUUUCAAAAUUCAGGAAUCUCUGAAUCAUUAUCACAGUAUCUGUAAUUUGUUCACUUGUUUUAAUGAUUUGGAUUUAAAAGCAAUUGUUUAGUAGUGACAUAGAUCUUGGACCUGUAUUCAUCUAAUUCAACUUCAUCUUGCACUAUGCAAACCAGUUUUCAAUGCAACGAAUUAUAUAAAUUUAGAUUUGAAGCAGCUUAGGUCAAUUUUGAAUCAGCCUGGCAAAAAUUGAUAAACUCGAAGUAUGGGAUUGCUGCGUACUUUUCCAAUUCUGGAUGUGGUAACGAAGUGUAAAUUGUAUAUUUAUGAGCAGGUUUUAUUGUAAUAUAACCACUUAAUGUGUGGCAUUUUAUGG